Messenger RNA from Cyprinodon variegatus (sheepshead minnow), 6851 nucleotides. It is a transcript of the gene slc6a9, whose product is annotated as solute carrier family 6 (neurotransmitter transporter, glycine), member 9. Gene Ontology annotation, biological process: synaptic transmission, glycinergic; glycine import across plasma membrane; sodium ion transmembrane transport. Gene Ontology annotation, cellular component: plasma membrane. NCBI's taxonomy places the organism in Eukaryota, Metazoa, Chordata, Actinopteri, Cyprinodontiformes, Cyprinodontidae. The transcript has 13 exons. The record is from RefSeq and is a predicted model, not a curated record. The coding region runs from base 417 to 2393 and encodes 658 amino acids. Gene Ontology annotation, molecular function: glycine:sodium symporter activity.
GAAAUGGAUAAAUGUGAUAGAUAAGUGGGAAUGUAAUGAGAGAGAGGGAAAAACACGGGAGGGUUGAGUAAAAAGUAAGGUGCAAAGGGAGAUGGAGAAACAGAGAGAGGGAGGGAGGUUAAGUUUGAGGUUUGAGGCAGGACUGGAAACACAGGCGGAAGGGAGGGGGAUGAGAGAGGGAUGGGAGAGAGAGGGGACUACCAUGCCGAAUGAGCAAGAGAGGCGGAGAGGAAGCAGAGCUCCAUCAGACGAAAUGAGGUGAAAGUAAUUCAGGCAUUAAUCAAGCCAGGGCAAAAGGGAGGGUAUACUGUGUCCCCCCCAUCCCCUUCUUUCGCUGUGGAACUGAAAGACAAGGUGUGAAUGAAGGAGCCUACAGUGCCCAGCAGAGAAUCACCACUUGGUCACAGCAUCAAAUCAUGUCUGAGUCGAACACCAUCACUGCUUCCACUGCAGACCAGAAUGGAGCAGUUCCAGGGGAGCCCGUGAAGAAGGAUGAAAACUCCCGCAGGGGAAACUGGGGCAACCAGAUUGAGUUUGUACUUACAAGUGUGGGCUACGCAGUGGGCCUCGGCAACGUCUGGAGGUUUCCUUACCUCUGCUACAGAAAUGGAGGAGGUGCAUUUAUGCUGCCAUAUUUCAUCAUGUUGGUAUUCUGCGGCAUCCCUCUCUUCUUCCUCGAGCUGUCCUUUGGUCAGUUUGCCAGCCUUGGGUGUCUGGGUGUCUGGAAGAUCAGCCCCAUGUUCAAAGGUGUUGGUUACGGCAUGAUGGUGGUGUCCACUUACAUUGGGAUUUAUUACAAUGUGGUCAUUUGCAUCGCCUUCUACUACUUCUUCAUGUCGAUGACAAAUCUGCUGCCCUGGACAUACUGCAACAACCCCUGGAACACUCCGGACUGCAGCGGGGUGGUAGGCAGUGGCGGCCAGCUAAACGGCAGCCUGGUGAACGCCACCACCAGUCUCGUAGCAGGGGUGACAGAGGUAGUCAACCGCACCAAAAGGACCAGCCCCAGUGAGGAGUACUGGAAACACUACGUGUUGAACAUCUCGGAUGAUAUUGGAAACUUUGGAGAGGUUCGCCUUCCCAUCCUGGGUUGCCUGGCUGUGUCCUGGGUUGUGGUCUUCCUCUGCCUCAUUAGGGGAGUGAAGUCCUCAGGAAAGGUGGUGUACUUCACAGCCACUUUCCCUUAUGUGGUUUUGACCAUUCUUUUUAUCCGUGGCAUUACACUGGAUGGAGCUAUUAAUGGAAUCAAGUACUACCUGACUCCACAGUGGCAGAAGGUCCUUGAUGCAAAGGUUUGGGGAGAUGCUGCCUCACAGAUCUUCUACUCCUUGGGCUGUGCCUGGGGAGGUCUCAUCACUAUGGCUUCUUAUAACAAGUUUCACAACAAUUGCUUUAGAGACAGCAUCAUCAUCAGCAUAACUAACUGUGCCACCAGCGUGUAUGCCGGCUUUGUCAUUUUCUCUAUCCUGGGCUUCAUGGCGCACAACCUGAACGUUCCAGUGUCUGAAGUGGCUGACCACGGCCCUGGACUGGCCUUCGUGGCCUACCCUGAAGCUCUGACUCUGCUGCCGAUCUCACCUCUGUGGUCUCUGCUGUUCUUCUUCAUGCUCAUUCUGUUGGGACUAGGAACUCAGUUCUGCCUGUUGGAGACGUUGGUUACAGCCAUCGUGGACGAGAUUGGCACAGACUGGAUUAUUCGAAAUAAGACAGUAGUCACACUCUCAGUGGCUGUGCUUGGUUUCUUGCUGGGCGUUCCAUUGACCACACAGGCAGGAAUCUAUUGGCUGUUGCUGAUGGACAACUAUGCUGCCAGCUUCUCACUGGUCGUCAUCUCAUGCAUCAUGUGCAUCUGCAUCAUGUAUAUUUAUGGUCACAGGAACUACUUCAAGGAUGUUGAGAUGAUGCUGGGCUUCCCUCCUCCUCUCUUCUUCAAAGUCUGUUGGAGAUUCAUCUCACCUCUCAUUAUCUCUUUCAUCCUAAUCUUUACCGUGAUCCAGUACAAGCCUAUCACUUACAAUGAAUACGUGUAUCCUGGCUGGUCUCUGGCUAUUGGCUUUGCCAUGGCACUAUCCUCUGUGAUUUGCAUACCAGUUUAUGCCCUGUACAAGAUUUCCAGGUCCCCAGGGACUACCUUCAGAGAGCGGUUGAAGCAUGCAUGCCAAGCACAUCCAAAAUGGGGCCCUGCCCUGGCCGAGCACAGAACAGGCCGCUACGCCCCGAUGGCUUCUGGUGACACCGUUGAGGCCCGACCCCUGAAGGAGAAGGAGGAGCUCAGAGAAGAGCACAAUGAGGAGAAAGCUAAGGAGAAGGAGAAGAAGGAGGAGAUUAGCCUCACCAUCCAGGGAAGCAACGGUUCCACCAACACACACAACAACCCUAACCCCAGCGCAUAGACGCCACCCCUCUCUGUCAGCGCUACUGGGCAUGACCUCUGCGGCCCACCGUCUCCUCCUUCUCUUCCUCCCUUUUCCUCACUUCUCCUCCAUCCUCACCCUACUUUCCCACAGUUCUCUGUGGGGGAGAUCCCAUUCGCUGGAGACCUUUACAUAUUGUAAGGGCUUAUUAUAUCUAUCCUAACCUCUUCUAUCUGUCUGCGUGUUAUCUCUAGAUAAAUGAAGAAAAAAAAAUGAAAGGAUAAAAGAAAUUGGGUCAUCAUCCAAAAGAGCUGUGUGUUUGUAAGCAUGUAAGUGUGUGUACAUGUGUGUGGGAGUGAGUUGUUAAUUUGUUUCUGCAUAAUUUAAUUAUGCAGUUUGUUAUUCCUUUCAUUUUUUUUUGUAAAACUUGUAAAUGACAUCCUCAUCAGCAGUUAGAGGUACAGUAGAUUGUGAAGCUGCAUGUGCUCGUUUUGUGCAUGCAGUUGCAAAGAGACGCACACUGUUCUCCUGUAUUCAUUUCGCUGGGUCCGUUUGGGAUGGAUGACUUUGUAGUGGCAGCAGUCAGACAGCUGGAGACCUGUUGUGGUGCUGUAGCCUAGAGGGGGGACGGCAAACCGUGUCGGCACUGGCCAUCUGAUACGGAACAAUGAUAUUAGGCUUAAUUUUGCAGCCAGAAAAGGAGGCGGAUACACUGAAUCAUGCUCGUAGAUAUGAAGGGUCCAACCUGCUUCCAAAAAAGAUAAAGAUAGAAAUAUAUAAUUGGCUAAAAAAAUAAAUAAUGUGCACACGAAUACACCCAAACAUAUACUGGUAUACAAAGUGCCAUAAUUUGUAUUGGUAAACUUUAUUAAUGUGUUAUUCUUCCUGUCUAUUUACUCUAAUAUCUCUACUUGUUCAGCUGAUAUUUAUUUAGUUAUUUUAAAUGUGUAACUCUUUAAUUAUUUGUGAAUUUUCUUUAUUUCUACAUCCUCUAAGAUGCUUAAAUUUUGUUAAAACAUGUACUUUAUUAUUGACCACCAACUUCAUACUUUGUAAAUUUAGGCAUAUAACCUUAAUUUCUUGUUAUGUAUUUUUUAAAAGCUUAAAUCUGUCAAAACAGAAUUAUUUUAGAUAAAGUGAACAAUAAAAGACAAAAAAUAGAUGUCACAAAAUCAAAGAGCAAGAAAUUAAAGAAAUAAAUAAGUAUAUGAAUAAAACUUCAAAUCAAAAAUUUUAAACUAAAAAGGAGUGAUAGUAACACUGAAAAAUUAUUAUAGUUUAAAUCCUAAACAAAUAUAGAAUGUUGCCAUUACUGCAGUAUUUUUUCUUGCUUUUUGGCAUAUUAAUUGAGCCAUUUGUUUAUUUCUGUUUUUGUUAAUUGUGGCAGGUUUGGCCUUCCAUAUAAUUCUCUGAAUACAGCAUUUACCACAGAACACAGUGAACUCAGACUAAGUUAAUCUCAGUUUAGGACCAAGCCUCUUGUUUUCUUACGCUGCUUUUUCUUCAAAUGAACCAUAAAGAGCACAAAUAUUUAAUACAAGAAUAUGAAUGCCACUUUAGGCUGAUUUUCUGCAGGAAUUUCCCCUGUAGUUAUCUGUUUUCAUUAAAGCUGCUUAGAUCCUAACUUUUAUGAAAAAAAGACAUUAAGGAUUAAUAUUGUAACACUCUCUGUCAUUACAUUAUCGCAUGUGAAGCAUUUUUUGUUGUUGUUAUUUUUGACAGAAGAGGUCCUAUUGCCCAUUUCUCAGGGUCCAUGCGGUUCCUUACCUGUGGAAUCUAUAACAGGAACUGAAACCUUGGAACUUUAUUCAUUGUCUGAGAACACCCACAUAUGUACACAAUGCAGCUCUCAGAAUACAUACUGAAGUGCCAUCUCUUCUUAAGUCUUCCAGGCAUUAUUUUUGAGUGCAUCUUGGGAUGUGAUCUCUAAAGGAGAAUGUGUAUUAUAGUCGGUGUCUCUAAUGGGUCGUAGUAGUCUGCCCCCAUCUGGCAUGCAACCUGAAUUACAUGAGUGGUGCAUAUCUUAUUGGUGAAGUACAAUUUAGAAACUGACCAAGUGUCGGUGCUUUACUGUCUGUGGAACUUUUAAAUGUGUUACAAGACUCUUGUUUCAAGUUCUGAGCCAAGCUGUUUGAGAGACAAAAAGUGGUGAGAUGCUGCUUGUUUCCAGAAGAAAACAGAAUAAAAUUAAGCGAUUAAUUCUCUAGUUUUAUAUAUAGCUGCAAUAGUGUCGUUCUCUCUGUAGAUGUCGUCUCUUUACCUCUCAUUGUAAAGUAACUUGGUACAUAAUGAUAAAAGACAACAUAUGUUUAUUUUGUACAAAACAUAAAAGUUAUAGAUUUGUGAUUAACCAUGUUUGUCAUUUCCUCUUCUGAGAAGAGAGGAACUCUUUAGGAGGAGAGGUUGGUAAAUAUCCAGUUGAGCUGUGUUGUUGCUUAGCAGAAUACAAACACUGAUUCUGGUAAAAAAUGUAGUUAUACCCGAUUCACACAUCUUAAUGUGACUGCAAUUUUACCAUACUGUGUGGUGAAAUUAUUUUAGUUUUAUCAGCAGUGACCAUUUGCUAUAGAGUGCAGCAGGUUUACUUCAGGAUGGUGCAUUCUGUUGGCACAAAAUAGAAACAUCACUUGGUGUGACUGUUAUGAUCCGGUGAGCACUGAGUAAACGACCCAACUCAAUGUAGUUCAUUCCUAUGUGCAGGUUUUUGUUUCAAAACCGGAAUUAGCUAUGAAUAUCAUAUAGUGUUACACAAAAAGUAAAUACUUAGUUUAGCAAAGAGCAGAAACUGGGCAGCAAAAAGCCUGUAAAGUCAGAAUUCUGCAAAAAGUUCACAUGCAUAAUAAAUACUGAUAUUAGCAGUUUUAUUUAAAACACUACAUGAACUACUCUAACUGCAUUUUGGACGUAUGGGUGCAGAUUCAAUACCAUGAGGCCUUCCUUCUCUGUUCUCAUGGCUGGCUUUUAAUGCACCUGUGUCUUUACUCCUACUCUCAAGUGGAGCUGUGUCUGUGCGCUUAUGUCAACCUUUGGCACUUUGAGGAUGGAACCAGCUUGAGAAAGUGAACUGCCUGUAAUUGGCUACGUUUAGGAAAUCCCACCUCUUAAAAAAGUAGUUCUUCCUGGUUGUGGCUAUUAAUAUAAGCAAAGUGUUUUCAGGCUAAUUGCUGUUCACACAGUUAAAGUUGUUUAAGCUACAUCAUCAUUAAGUAACUUAAUUUAACACAAUCAAUAAUGUGUUCUAUCAGCAGCAGCUAUAUGAGCUAAGCUAACCAUAGCUUCACUGUCUAUAUUGCAGGAAGUAAGGCUUGAAUUAAGUUUUGUUUUUAUUUGAACAUAAACAUUUGCAUUUCUAAUCACUUUGCAGAACCUUUGACGCUUUUUCUUUAAUGUCUAUCAUUUUAUUUAUAGAUUUAUCAGUUGAUAAAAAAAGGCUGUUGCAUAUAAAGUCAGCAUUCAACUAUUGAAGAGAUUAGCAAUUAUCUAAAAUAUGCUUUUUUUAAAUGUUAUUUGCCAAAAUCAGAAAGAAAACAGUACUGCUUAAGGAGAAGGUAUUUCCUAAAAAGUGGCAAACCACAACUGGUAUACUUUCUCCAGCUGGUGCCGCCCUGAAAGUGAUGAAAGUUGACAUAAGCCUAAGAUUCUGUUACAACCACAAUCACAGCUAUUGAACGUACACCCAUGCCUCAUGAUAUUGGUUGUAAAAUGUGUGUGAACAGUAGUUUACAUGUGUGGAUCUCUGACAAAAGCGCUAGUAUGAGUUUUUAUUAGGUGUGUGCACUUCUCUGAGAAUUCUGACCUUAUGGUAGCCUUGUACCACCCGUGCAAAAUUUUCCUGCAACUCCAGCACUAUUUAUUCAGAUUUUCUGAAUUGCACAUUAGAAAAAUCUAAGAGAGGGCUCCCUAGGAUGGAUUUACCUAUUUAAAUGUCAUAGAUCUCCAGCCAGUGACAUAUUUGAGACUUACAUUCAUGCAGUAGGUUUUAAUGAUUAAAUAAAUGAAAAUAAAAAAACAUAUCAUAUCAAACAAAUAUUUUUCAUUCAGACACCAGGGCCAUAAUGUGAAAGGUGUAUAAAAUGCUGCAUGACUGUUCAGAAUGCAGAUUCUUUAAAGACUAUCAAUAUGUAUUCAAUUCAGUAUCGCAUAUAGAAAUAAUUCAAAUCUGAUUUUUCAGGGUCAGUGAAAAUAUUAGAAUUGGGACAUUCACACUGCUUUCUUAAAAAGUUAGAUAUGAGUUGCAUUUUGGCGAAAAGAUUGGAUUUGCCAGCUGUGUGAAUGUAGUCUAAAAUAGCUGUUGGUCUACUAUAACAUCAUAUAUGUGUGAAAACAAACAAUCUAUAUGCACUUCAGAUGUUCUUUAUAAAAAAAAUCAAUAAUACACUAAGCACUAUACAAUCUACAGUUGUGAAUAUGACUUUUUAGAACUUAAAUGUGGAAAAUUAAGCGAAACGUGUUGAUAUUAGCUAGUAUUCUAGUAAAAGUAGCAACACAACAAUUAUA